AUGCCAAUAGAAGCUCCUAUAACUUCAAGUAUUAUGGUCCAUAGAGAUAGACUGCCACAUCUCAGAGACCCAAAUGAAAAAAUCAAUAUUUGGAAAGUUGUUAAAGAAUCUAUAGGACAGGAAUUAAGCAAAAUUACAGUUCCUGUAUAUUUUAACGAGCCUUUAAGCUUUAUCCAAAGAUGGGCUGAAGAUCUAACUUAUAAUGAAUUUUUAUUAAGAGCAGCAGACCAUCCAGAUCCUAGAUAUAGGCUUGCAUUAGUUUCAAGCUUUGCUAUAACUUCUUAUACUACAAGUGAAUGGCGUACUAAGGAUCCCCCCCUCAUUUGUCAAUUUUCUAGUUUUUUAUCAUUUGUCCAUUUUUCUAGUUUUUUUUAUAUGAAUAAAAAAUUUUUUUAGCACCUCAUUUGUCCAAUUUUCUAGUCAAAAUUUUGAUAGGAAAAAAUAUUUUUCAGGACCUCAAUUGUCUCAUUUUCUAGUAUUUUUAAAGUAAAAAAUUAAAAUUUAGGACAUUUGAAAAAAUCCAAAAAAGACUAGAAAAUGGGACAAAUCAUAUUUGACUAGAUUUUGGGACAAGUGAGGUCCUGAAUUUUUUUUUUAUCCUAUAAAAAAAAACUAGAAAAUCGGACAAAUGAGGGGGGGGCGAUCCUUAUGAAGCCUUUUAACCCUUUAUUAGGAGAAACAUUUGAAUUAGAGCAGGAUGGUUUUCGUAAAAAAUAAAAAUCAAUUAUUUUCUUAUUUUUUUUUAAUUUUGUAAAUUAUUUUUUAUGGUUUUCGCUUGUUAUUGGAACAAGUAAGCCAUCAUCCUCCUAUAUCAGCUUUGCAUUGUGAGCAUGAAGAGUAUAUUUUUUGGGCAAGUGUUCAGGUAAGAACUACUUUUAAGGCUACACAUCUAUUGGUCGAGUCUCAAACUAAGUAUCAUUUGAUAUUAAAACCUCAUAAUGAUCAUUUUGUUUGGAAUAAGCCUCAAACUCGUGUCCAUAAUAUUAUUUUUGGAAAAAUUUGGGUCGAGCAUAAUGGAGUUGUUGACGUAAAAAAUCUUGAAAAUGGUGAUUUUGCAAAAGACAUUUAUUUUUGUAUUUUUUGAUUUUUAUAUAGAAAUGUGUGCAAAUCUCCUCAACCUUUGCAAAAGUUAAUUGAAAAAGAACUGGGUGAUUUUCUAAGAAAGCUACAGAAGUAUCUGGAAGUGUGUAUGAUUGUUAUGGCAGUGAACAUUAUAAAUUAGAAGGAACCUGGAAUAAAGGAGUAGAUAUUGUGAAUAAUCGAACAGGAGAGGUUUCUGAAGCCUGAAGAGUUUAUCCAUUUCCUGAGAAGAAAAUUGCGUAA
Messenger RNA from Blepharisma stoltei, 1323 nucleotides. Lineage: Eukaryota; Ciliophora; Heterotrichea; Heterotrichida; Blepharismidae. The record is from the annotation of a GenBank genome assembly.